AUGUAUGCUCAAAGAUUUAUUUUUGUAUUUUUCCCACUUCGUGCAAGAAGAACUGUUUUUAGUCAAUCGAUAAUUUUGAUCGGGUGAGUUUGGGUAACUAAUCAAACAGGAUUUGGAAAAUUCAUUUUCUAGUUAUUCUCAAAACCUCUCUCUUUUUUUAAGAAUCCUAAUAAUCUCUGGCCUUCUUCAAAUCUGGACCCUAGUCUUCAUCACCGCAAUUCAUUUAGACGACGAAAAUCUAGAUAGUAUGUAUUGUGGUGGAGAUCCCCAAUAUUCCACAGAAUCUAAUCAAAUAAUUGCAAUCAUCGAAUGUACAAUCACAUUUUUUGUCCCACUAUUCUUAACAAUAAUUUCCGAUUUUUCGGUUUUGUUUUGGAAUAAUUCAUGUGGCCAGCAGUUUACACUGGUUUCGAAUGAUGGAAUUUGUGAGGGUGGAAGAAAGAAGAGUAAUAUGAAGAUUGUUUCGAUGGAUUGUUUGAAGGUGGGGAAAUUUGAAAAAUUGGGGACUAUAGAGAAAAAAAGAUUUUCUGAUAUCCAAUUUUCAGCUUAAAAAAUAAUUUCAAAAUAAAAUAGUUCAUAAAUAUUUACUGUUUCAAGUAAUUUCUUAACAUUUUUCUACUUCUCAUUUUUGCUUACACAUCCGCCAUGAACUUUCUAGUAUAAAAUUUCAACGUGGCUUGAAAAAUCCCAUGAAAAAUCACUGUUUCAAAAAUUUAUUAUAAAUUUUCUCUUUUUAUUUAAUUUUGAUGAAGAGUCGACUUUGUUCAGAACUGAAUGUUCAGAAAAAAAAUAUCAUGAAAAAUAUACUGUUUCAAAUAAUUUUCAUAAUUUUCUCGUCUUUCAAUUUUUGAUAGAAAUAGCCAAAAAAAAACUAAAUUUCGGUAUUUUUCCUGAAUUUCAGUCGUAAUAGUUCACGUGGAAAGAAAAGUUCAAAAAAAUUUACUGUUUCAAAUAAUUUCUUUACGUUUUUCUUCUUUCAUUUUUCAGUUAAAAAAAACACUAAUUUUCCAUUAUUUAAAAAAAUCCCAUAAAAAAUCACUGUUUCAAAAUUUUAUUAUAAAUUUUCUCUUAUUAUUUAAUUUUGAUGUAGAGUCGACUUUGUUCAAAACAUUAUGUUCAAAAAAAUCUCAUGAAAAAUAUACUGUUUCAAAUAAUUUUCAUAAAUUUCUUGUCUUUCAAUUUUUUGAUAGAAAUAGCCAAAAAAAAACUAAAUUUCGGUAUUUUUCCUGAAUUUCAGUGGUAAUACUUAGUUCAAGUGGAAAGAAAAGUUCGAAAAAAUUCACUGUUUCAAAUAAUUUCUUUACGUUUUUCUUCUUUCAUUUUACAGUUCAAAAAAACCCUAAUUUUCCAUUAUUUUAAAAAAUCCCAUAAAAAAUCACUGUUUCAAAAUUUAAUUAUAAAUUGUCUCUAUUUAUUUAAUUUUGAUGAAGAGUCGAAGAAAAGUUCGAAAAAAAUUCACUGUUUCAAUUACACUUCAAGACAUUUUGCUUCAUAUUUUAAUUAGUUCGAGGUUUCUGCACAUCAUAGUUGAUAUUUUUUCGAGUUUUUUUCAGAGAACUCAAUGUAAACGUGCUCAAGCAAUUCGUCGCUGUCUAAUCUCAGCCACAAUCACACUUCUAUUCAAUCUUCCAAAUUACAGUCUUCAAAUUUUGGAUGAAUUUUUGGAACUUCGAGAUAAUCCAUCAAUUGAUGUUAGACGAUUUUAUUUAAAGGUUGGUCCAAUUUUUAAGAAUUUUUGAAUUUUCAAAAUUCGAGUUUUCUAGAUCGAUGCAUUUGUCUACAUUCUAUAUUUAAUGCAAUUUCCUCUAACUCCAGUUCAUAUAUUUUUCCUAACAUUCAAUACUGCGAAAACUAAAUCAAGGAGUCCGAAUACUUCAAAUCGACUAAAUAAUUGCUGUAAUUCGAGUGUUGUUGUACAUGUUUGA
Molecule: messenger RNA, 1925 nt
Organism: Caenorhabditis angaria
Lineage: Eukaryota; Metazoa; Nematoda; Chromadorea; Rhabditida; Rhabditidae
Source: the annotation of a GenBank genome assembly